AUCAAUUAGCCGCAGCUCGAGUAGUUCUACCACGAGGACUUGAUUCUGCCACCGCUAGUCGCACCGGCACUGCUGACCCAGCCGUUCACGCUGGUGGGGACUAUGAAUCUGACCCUGGUCUCACCACCGCAGACCCUCAAGGUACAGAAGAUGUUGCACAGGAGAAACCAGCUGCUGAUGAGCAGCGCGGCGCCAGCGGCAGAGGAAAGGAACAGGAGCUUUUGCACCUCCUAAUAAACCCUCGUAUCCAAACGCGAGUUCCCCAAGGCUAGAGAACACAGGAAUGAACCUGCAGCCCUCGGACCACCCAACCAAUUAUACUCAGAAGAGACAUAUAAGUAGCCACGGAAGAGCGGCUACUAGUUUUUUGGAAAAGGUGAGCUGUGUGGGGCUGGACGGCACACCAUUGUCAAUUGACUCAUCAAAUGAAAGGGACAUGCAGGAAAAGGAGAAGUCGAUGAGAGAUGGAGAUAGAGACCGGAAGGAGGAGCGUGAAGAGGAUGAUAGAGAGUACUACAAGCAUCACAAGGCCUCAUCACUGUCAGAGGUUGAGUAUGCAGACACCCGAAAGCCCAUUACGCGUGCAACAGACGGCACGCCAGACUCUGUGUCGGAGUCUGGUGCAGGUAGAGAUGUCGUUGGAUGGAGGCCCGAGCAGUUGGACACGGCUGAGGAGGCACUCCGUAGAGCUGCAAGGAUAUGGAAAGAGAAUGCCAUCCGUGGGGACCCUGAUGCUCCUCAGUCCAGGGUGCUCAGAGCUUUACGUGGGGAGUCAUUCUAACUCUGAUCAGUUUACUCAUUGUGCAUAUAUAUGUGUAAACAAUUUUCCAAUUCCGCAUUUAUUUUGAUCAUAAUUAGCUUUAUUAAUUUACAGUACUGCAUAAAUAUAUUAAGUGGCGUUACUUAUGAGUAUGUUGUAUGUAGCAUCCUUGAUCUCGAGCAAAAACCACUCCUUUGUAUUAUAAUGUCAGUAAUAUAGUCGGUUUUGUGUGUUA
Pyrus x bretschneideri (Chinese white pear) is the source of this 995-nucleotide messenger RNA. RefSeq lists its product as uncharacterized. The transcript has 2 exons. Bases 284 to 781 code for a protein of 165 amino acids. The record is from RefSeq and is a predicted model, not a curated record. NCBI's taxonomy places the organism in Eukaryota, Viridiplantae, Streptophyta, Magnoliopsida, Rosales, Rosaceae.